Molecule: messenger RNA, 300 nt
Organism: Pipistrellus nathusii (Nathusius's pipistrelle)
Lineage: Eukaryota; Metazoa; Chordata; Mammalia; Chiroptera; Vespertilionidae
Source: the annotation of a GenBank genome assembly
AUGGAGACCACCAAUGGGACUGAGCCCUGGUAUCACAGUCUGCACGCUGUCCUGAAGGCUCUAAAUGCCACUCUUCACAGCAACUUGCUCUGCCGGACAGGGCCAGACAACCUGACGGAGGAGCAGCGGGCUAACCUUCCUGGCCGCCAUGACAACUCCUACAUGUAUAUUCUCUUCGUCAUGUUCCUGUUUGCUGCCACUGUGGGCAGUCUCAUCCUGGGAUACACCCGCUCCCGCAAAGUGGACAAGCGCAGCGACCCCUACCACAUGUACAUCAAGAACCGCGUGUCUAUGAUCUGA